GGCGGGGCAGACCAUAAUAAAACACUUCCUCGAGACUGCAGUGAGCGGACUACGAGGGAAACAGUCUGACUCUGCAAUGGCGACUGACUGGAAGCAGAAAUGUGACUCGGAAUGGCAGCUCGGGGCUCGCGGUGUCCCAAUGCCCGACACCGUGGACUGGAAAUCGGUGUUCGAGACGAAGCCGUUCGAGCGCAACCUACUCCAAAACCCCUCGCCUUACGGUGUGAACCACACUGUCCCACCACCUGAACCCCAUCGGUCAGGAAUACCACCUCCUUCAGACCGACCACCUCAAUUGGAGCCUGAAGGUAAUUUCUCCGGCUGGAAAACUAAUACAGAAGUUUUGCCCUAUGACACUAGUGGAAUUCCUCCUGGUGUUGUGAUCUGCCAGCUUCCUCAGCACAGGUGGUUCACUCUAGAGCAGUGUGUUGACCUGAAGGCAGCAGGUCUGUGGGACCAACUGCUGGAUGACUUUCAGCCAGAGAUAGUCAUUGAAGACUGGUAUGAGGAAAGCCAGCUUCAUAAAUGUAUUUAUCAACUUGAUGUGAAACUUCUGGGUGCCGAUGGUGAGACAGUCAUUAAGCAGCACACCUAUAACCCUGAAGAGGACCUGGAGUGCUACUCGCACACCUGGAAAAAGGUUUCCCAUGUGUUCUCCAAGUAUGGGCCAGGGGUGCGGUACAUUCACUUCCUCCACAGACUGAAGAACCAGUUCAUGGUUGAAUUCUUUAAUACCAAAGUCACAGACAGCUCGAUUAUUGUCAAGGCCAGCAAAUCCAGUGUGAAAUAAUAAUCCAUCAGUCAAAUUAACUUGAUGCACUCUGUAAUAUUAAGACAAGUAUUCAACUCGCAUAUUUCUUAAAGUAACUGCAUUUACUAUAAUACAAUAAAACAUUCCUUUCUCAA
Messenger RNA from Danio aesculapii, 906 nucleotides. RefSeq names its product P1, F-box associated domain containing (gene nccrp1). Bases 77 to 790 code for a protein of 237 amino acids. Gene Ontology annotation, cellular component: SCF ubiquitin ligase complex; cytoplasm. Gene Ontology annotation, molecular function: ubiquitin protein ligase activity. The transcript is spliced from 6 exons. Lineage: Eukaryota; Metazoa; Chordata; Actinopteri; Cypriniformes; Danionidae. The record is from RefSeq and is a predicted model, not a curated record. Gene Ontology annotation, biological process: SCF-dependent proteasomal ubiquitin-dependent protein catabolic process; glycoprotein catabolic process.